GAUUGUUUCUACUCGCAUGGAAUGCAGUCAUUUUAUAUGCUUCUAUCAAGUAACGGUUCUCAGAUAUAUAGUAGACCGUGCCAGAAGUAUUGAUGUCAGUACAAUUUAUAGGCUAUCAGAAUGAAGAUCGAAACAUCAGCCCUACAAGUACCUGUGAGGAAUUUUGAUGGACUUGCACAGGAUAGUGCGCUUAGAAAACAUGGUAACCUAUUCAAUGGUAUGUCUAAGCGCGCGUUAGUUGUAGGCCCAAGCAGAUCUGGAGAAACUAAUGUAAUGAUCAUUUUGUUAACACAUCCUAAUGGAUUGAGAUUUGAGAACGUUUAUCUGUACUGCAAGUCGCUGUACCAACCCAAGUACAAAUAUUUACGAGAACUACUAACACCGCUUCGCGAAAUAGGGUAUUAUGAAUACAGUGAAGAUGAAAACAUUGCGACCCCAGAAAACAUCCAAAACAUCCGUAAUAAUUUUUGACGACGUUUCAUCAUGUAAUCAGGAUAUAAUAAGACAAUAUUUCAGUUUUGGACGACAUCGUAAUACAGACUGUUU
This is a messenger RNA of Acanthoscelides obtectus, 546 nucleotides long. The record is from the annotation of a GenBank genome assembly. NCBI's taxonomy places the organism in Eukaryota, Metazoa, Arthropoda, Insecta, Coleoptera, Chrysomelidae.